This is a messenger RNA of Geosmithia morbida, 789 nucleotides long. RefSeq lists its product as hypothetical. NCBI's taxonomy places the organism in Eukaryota, Fungi, Ascomycota, Sordariomycetes, Hypocreales, Bionectriaceae. The record is from RefSeq and is a predicted model, not a curated record. The coding region runs from base 1 to 789 and encodes 262 amino acids. The transcript is spliced from 2 exons.
AUGGCCACUCAGAUCGUCAUUCCCCGCUUCCUCCUCCCCCUACAGACUUCUCUGUGGCGGGGGGCAGCUGUCCGUGGCCUGGCGACGACUCCCCAGCACGGACGAGGACGCAAGCAGCUCCUAGCCCUCCGAUUUGCUUCGAGCAGCAGCGGCGGCGGUGAAAGCAGACCGAUCGUCCUCGAGAAGCCGACAAGGUUCAACCCCCCGUCUCACGGGUCGCGUCUCAAGCGCAAGACCAUACCUCGACACUACGCCGCUGAGCUGUCGCCGGAGGAGCUGGCAGCUCAAAAGCAACGAAACUAUCCCGGUCUUAUGGCGCCAGAAGGCACGUGGCAGCAUUUCUUCUGGCACAGCCGUCUCCUACACGUCUGCAUAACAAUGGGCACCCUCUUCUCCCUUAGCAUCUUCACCUUUUUCAUGAACUACGCCUCCAAUUCGCCCUUCAAGGACCUCUUACCCCCAAUAUCGAGCCUGUGGAGCCACCCGCUCGAGUUCCUCGCCGCGUGGAAAAAGGUCAUCAUCCUGCACGAACAGGACAAGGGCAUCAAGGCCUACGAGCACCGCCUCGCGCAGCAGAACGAUGUCGCCAAGAGGAGGUACUACAUGAAAGUCCACGGCAUUGAGACAAAAGAUCCCGUCACCAUGGUCUUUGGAAAGGGUGACGACGGCAAGACAGUGGAGCAGGUCGAGGCCGAGGUGCUGGGUCGACAAGUGCCAGAGUCCUUCUCAACCAAGGAGGAGCCCAAGGAGGAGCCCAAGAAGCGCAACAAGAUUUUGGGCAUCUUCUAA